GGGAAGACAUACCGCUUCCCACGAAAAUGGUGUCGUACCCCACGAUAGAUACCAAAAACUAAAACGAAGGGAUCUCGAUAAAGUCUCUAAAGAGCUUGACAGGUCUCGUAAACGAAUUAAAUCGCUUAAAAGAGAGAAAGAAUUACUAUUGGAUCGCAUUAGUCAAUAUGAAGAUACUGACACUUCGGAUUCUGAAAAAUCUGUGGACUUUUCGUCGGAUGAUUCUUCAGUUUCAAAUGCAUCUUCGGCCCAGCAAUCUCGAGCAUCUUCUACCCGUCCAAUAAAGAAGUCUCGAGGACGUACCUCCAAUAAAAAGUCAUCGACUCCUACACCCGCAAAUAAUAUAGUGAACACCAUCCCCAUUACUCAAGUUUCGGGUAAGGUUCCCAAGAAACGCGCCAGUAAACGCCCUCUUAAUACAAAAACCAUGAAAGUUCAAUACGUGGAGCAAGAUGAAAAAGGAAAUUACAAGCUUCCCGUACAAAUUGGAAUAUUGACUGUAUUGAAUCUUGGUACGAUUGUGUACGAUCGUGACACUUUUCACAAUGAAAGAUACAUCUGGCCUGUUGGAGCAUACAAUAGUAUGAUCAACCCUGACAGCCAGGCAAUGUAUGUCUGUAAAAUCGAAGAUGGUGGAGAAGGUCCAAAGUUUGUAAUUGAAGCCGAAGAUCAACCAGACAAACCGAUUAUAGCAAAUACUGCUACCGGAGCUUGGACCUCGGUUGUUCGUGAAGCAAAUGCCAUCCGUCAUCGUGAUCAUUCUAACUCUGCGUCGGGUCCUGAUUACUUUGGUUUCUCGCAAGCCACUAUCAGAAAGAUGAUUCAAGAUUUGCCCAACUCUUCAAAGUGCAAAAACUACGUUACUCAGCACUUUGAAGUCAUGAAAAGUAGGAACGGCGGUGGUAGACGUAGAGGUACAGGUGCACGCACUAACGGAAAUGGAAGGGCGAAUGGAGUUACCGAGUCUCCCGCCUCGAUCGUUCUCCAGCUAGCGGAAGAGAAUGGGUAA
Molecule: messenger RNA, 1009 nt
Organism: Acaulospora colombiana
Lineage: Eukaryota; Fungi; Glomeromycota; Glomeromycetes; Diversisporales; Acaulosporaceae
Source: the annotation of a GenBank genome assembly